GAGGCGGAGGCGGCCGAGCGCCGCCCCACCCAGCGGAGCUCGGUGGAGGAGGACGAGCAGCCCCGGGACCGGUCUCGGGAACGCGGGUGUCGGUGCCGCUCACCUCCCGGGUGUCAACGGCCGCGCGGGCCCUCGGAGGAGCGCGGCGUUCGCGGCGGCGAGCCUGGCGCCACUUGAGCGCCGAGCUCGGUCGCGUCCUCGUCAGGGCCCAGGAGGCGUCGUGGCCGGGCAGCCACGGCGAGGCGCAGCUCCUGAGACCCACCGCCCGUCCUUCCUCACCUUGGCCAGGGUACUCGGCUGCGGAAAAGGAAAGUAACUCUUGAGGAUACAGCACUAAGCACAAACCAAUACUGCUGUGUUGAACAUUCAAAAUGCAACCAGACAUGUCCUUGGACAACAUCAAGAUGGCAUCCAGUGACCUGCUGGAGAAGCAAGAGCUAGACAGUGGAGGCUUUGGGAAGGUGUCCUUGUGUUUCCACAGAAGUCAUGGAUUUGUCAUCCUGAAAAAGGUGUACACAGGGCCCAACCGUGCUGAUUACAAUGAGGCUCUCUUGGAGGAGGGGAAGAUGAUGCACAGACUGAGACACAGUCGAGUGGUGAAGCUGCUGGGCAUCAUCUUAGAAGAAGGAAAUUACUCGCUGGUGAUGGAGUACAUGGAGAAGGGCAACCUGAUGCAUGUGCUGAAGGCCGAGAUCACUGUCCCACUUUCUGUAAAAGGAAGGAUAAUUGUGGAGACCAUUGAAGGAAUGUGCUACUUACAUGCCAAAGGUGUGAUACACAAGGACCUGAAGCCUGAAAAUAUCCUUGUUGACCGUGACUUUCACAUCAAGAUAGCGGAUCUUGGUGUGGCUUCCUUUAAGACUUGGAGCAAACUGACUCAGGAGGAACACAACCAGCAGAGGGACGUGAACAGCACCUCCAAGAGGAAUGGGGGCACCCUGUCCUACAUGGCGCCCGAACACCUGAAUGACAUCAAUGUGAAACCCACAGAGAAGUCGGAUGUGUACAGUUUUGGCAUUGUACUUUGGGCAAUAUUUGCACAUAAGGAGCCCUAUGAGAAUGCCAUCUGUCCUGAGCAGCUCUUGAUCUGCAUAAACUCUGGAAACAGGCCAAAAGUGGAAGACAUCAUUGAGCAUUGCCCAAGGCAGGUCAUCAGCCUCAUGGAGCGAUGUUGGCAAACAGACCCAGAAGACCGGCCAAUGUUUCCUGGCAUUGAAGAAGAAUUUAGGCCUUUUUACUUAAGUCAAUUUGAAGAAUAUGUAGAAGAGGAUGUGGCAAGUUUAAAGAAACAGUAUACAGAUCAAAGUGCAGUUUUGAAGAGGAUGUAUUCUCUCCAGAAUGAUUGUGUGCCCUUACCUCCAAGCAGGUCAAAUUCAGAACAGCCCGGUUCACUGCACAGCUCUCAGGGACUCCAGAUGGGACCUGUGGAGGAGUCCUGGUUUUCUUCCUCUCCAGAGCAACCACAGGAAGAGAUUGAGCUCAGUGUGCAGGCUAAACUCCAAGAGGAAGCCAAUUACCAUGCUUUUGGAAAAUUCACAGAGAAACAGGAGAAACCGCAGCCCAGGCGCAAUGUGGCUUACAGCAGAGAGGAGGAAAGGAAACGAAGGGUCUCCCAUGACCCCUUUGCACAGCAGAGACCUCAUGAGAAUGGUCAGAGUGCAGAGGCCAAAGGUCUUUCUGAUCCCAGCAGAGUCAGAUAUGGAAAUGCAGCACACCGGCUGUCAGGGCCAGGCAGCCAAACACAAGUGCCAUUCUGGAACAACGGGUUAUAUAAUCAGCAUGGGUUUGGGACUGCAGGUGCAGGAGUUUGGUAUGGGCCAAGUCCAAGCCAAAUGUCUAGUUCCUACAAAACUCCAGUACCUGAGACCAACCUACUGGGAAGCACACCCACAAUUCCAUUCAUCUCCUUGCCACCAUCAGAUGAGUCUAUAAAAUAUACUAUAUUCAAUAGUUCUGGUGUUCAGAUUGGAAACUACAAUUAUAUGGAUCUUGGACUGAGUUCACAACUACCAGACAACCUGUGCAAAGAAGAGCCAGCUUCCAAGCACCAAGCCAUCUUUGAUAACACCAGUAGUCUGACUGAUGAGCACCUGAACCCUGUGAGGGACAACCUGGGAAGGCACUGGAAAAACUGUGCCCGCAAGCUGGGCUUCACUGAGUCUCAGAUAGAUGAAAUUGACCAUGACUAUGAGCGAGACGGCCUGAAAGAAAAGGUUUACCAAAUGCUCCAGAAGUGGUUGAUGCGGGAAGGCACCAAGGGGGCCACAGUGGGAAAGUUGGCCUGGGCACUUCACCUGUGUCACAGGAUAGACCUGCUGAACCACUUGAUACGCACCAGCCAGAGCUAAGCCUGGGCUAGCUCUGGCAGUGGGAACCAGACUGUUGCCCAGUGUACCAGCCCCGUUUGCCCUCGGCCUUCAGAACUCACCUCAGUACGAGCCCUGCAUCUGCGCACUGUGUCAUGUAUUCUGGAACUGGAAAAUGGGAGGAGAAGUCUGCAGCCAACAGUGGUUCUUCAGAAAGUACAAGCAAGAAGACUGCUCAGUGGCCCAGGACAAGGUUGGGGUGGGGGAUAAAAAGAACAGGCUUUGGGUUGUGAAAAGGAGAGAAGAGGUGUUGGAGGAGGAAGAUGGUCUUCGUUCAGCUUGUGCUAUAGUCUUCAAUCAUGCUAUUUACUCGGUUUCCCGUGGUUUCGUUUGGGUGAGGGGAAAAAAGAACAAAACAUUCAAAGAACGUAAAGUCCACUAGCUUCCUACUUCAUGCACUGAGUGCAGUGAAGUUCUGCUCAGAUGCCUAAUACGACAGCCACUGUUCUUCCUACAGUUACAGGCUCUGUUAACUUUAGCGACAGUGCUGUGCUAUCACUUUAAGCUUUAAGAAUCAUGUGCAAUUCUAGUCUAUCAAAUUGUACGUUAAUGAGGAGAUGAUAAGGAGUGCUGAGGAGGAGGGAAAUCUAAGGGCAGAGGGAGAUCAGCAGAUUCCAGCAGUCACCACUGACAGCUGCUGCUGACUGCAGCUACUGUCAAAACUACUCUGAGUUUUUGGAUUUUCUUCUACCAUUCCUCAGCCUGCACCCCACAGAGGGAACAGGUGUACAGGAAAUAGUGAUCAGGAAAUGGCACCUCUUCCUCCCCGGAUAUGACCAGAGCCUCGGCACUGCUCACUGUGGAGCUGUUUCCUCAGUUUACCCAGAAACAUGUACUGUAGAAAAAUACGUUUCUUCUGUGUGCCAUGGAUCAAAAGGACAGCUUCAGAGUCCAAUCAUUGUGCCUUCAGCAAGCCCAUGUGCAGCCCAGGAGGAAAUGGAAGAACUAGAAGGAAAGACUGAAGCUGCCCGAGCCAACUCCAGUCAUGUUGGCACUUGCUGGUCGGAGGCUACGCAGAGAUAGUCAGUCUGGUGAUUAGAAAAGAUUCUGGUGUCCGGUUGACAAUGGUGGGUUGUGAUUCUGAAUCCCCUGCAACCUCAGAGAUACAUAGCACUCCUGGAAUGGGCUGCAAAGCAGCUUUGGCUCUGGUGGCACUUUGGUACUGGUCAGCACUUCAUCCUCCACUGUCGGCCUAUCCUGUACUCUAGAAUAUUUAGAAACAUUCCUGGCCUCCAUUUGCAGGAUGCCAGUCGUGCAAGUCAACGCCACCCACCAGAUGUGACAAAAAUGUCUCUAUACAUGGCUACAUGUUCUUUGGAGGGACCCUGCUGUAACUUUAUAUGCCUCGGUUCCCCUGUCACACAUGCUGGGUUCAUGCCUUCACUGCAUAGUGUGUGUACAUUGGAAGGGAAUUGGAGCAGGGAAGGUUCCAGACUUUCCUGGAGGAACCUGGAUAGUCUUUAAAUGCUUUCUUCUUAACCUAUAUUCUAAUGCUGAUUUAAGAAGACAGAUUUAGAAUUUUUAAUGGAGUUUUGAGGGGGUGGGGGAAUGGCAAGGGAAGCCAGAACUGUUUUUGGAAUUGUAGUAGCAGUCGGGGUCCUAAUGUUAAAAUCAUGUCUAUUAAGUGUUCUGUAGGGAAAGAAUUAUGGGUCCAUUGCAGGUCUAGGCCCAGAUUGUGACCACAGACUUCCAGGUCUUUUCCAUGGAUUACUGGCCAGGCUCACCACUGACAUCCAGACAAUUGCUUGGCACCUUGAGUUGUGGCUGAGCCUGUAUGAGUUGAA
Messenger RNA from Onychomys torridus (southern grasshopper mouse), 4150 nucleotides. RefSeq names its product receptor interacting serine/threonine kinase 1 (gene Ripk1). Gene Ontology annotation, biological process: protein phosphorylation; signal transduction. The transcript is spliced from 11 exons. The coding region runs from base 372 to 2348 and encodes 658 amino acids. The record is from RefSeq and is a predicted model, not a curated record. Gene Ontology annotation, molecular function: ATP binding; JUN kinase kinase kinase activity; protein binding. NCBI's taxonomy places the organism in Eukaryota, Metazoa, Chordata, Mammalia, Rodentia, Cricetidae.